UUCAGAUUUAAAUGACAAUGAUUGGCACAAGCUUGAAUUGAACAUGGAUAUCAAUACUGGCGGAUUUGCUGUAUCAUUAGAUUCCUACACUUCCCAGCAGGGGGAGCUCAAAGCCUUUGAACCUUUGAUCCGCCAAAAUGCCUUACAGUGGGAACAUUUACCAUCUUCUAUAUAUUAUGGAGGCACUGAUGUACCUCAGAGCUCUGACUUUAUCUCGUUUAUUGGUUGCCUGAAGGACCUGAUGUAUGAGAACUCCGAUGGGGACUAUAUUCACGUACCCAUAGAGGCGUCGCAGAAUGUGACAGAGGGGUGCCACCAUCAGUGUGACGAAGAGGAGAAUCCCUGCCAACAUAACAGCACGUGUAUUAACCACUAUGACCACGUCACAUGCGAGUGCUUUGGCACGGAUUACGAAGGGGAACUCUGCGAGAAAGAAGGUGUGACGAAGAUAACGCUGAGGGGUUACGAAUGGUUAACUUAUCAGUUGUACAUAGACAAACUCGACCCAGCCAUUCAGAUUGCCCGGGUCAGCAUGGAAUUCAAGACGGAACGUAACACUGGUAUACUGCUGUAUGCUGUGGGUGGCUCUCCGACCUACUCCCACAUCAUUGCGCUGCUCAACAGUGGUUUCGUCAACGUGUCCAUCUCGUCCGAUAAUGUAGACUACGACUUCAGCAUUAGUGUAGAAAUGGACAAGGAUCGCCUCCAUGGAUGGCACAAUCUUACCCUGGUACAUCAGGGUCCUGUGAUGUAUGUUCAUCUCGAUGACAAAACUGUACAGAAGACAGUACAGAACUACCUCAACCUUGAUCCCCACGUCUACUUUGGAGGAGGGAAAAACUUCGUCAAGACCAAAGGUCUGGAGGUAACGCAGAACUUCAUCGGAUGUCUCCGGAACAUCUACUUCAAUGACAAAUCAAUCCUUUACGACUUGCGAUAUGGCAAGGGAUCCACCCAGUACCACGGUGGAACAGCUGUCAGUUACGGCUGUAAUUCAAUCCGGAACAUUCCGUUGUCUUUCCCUCGUGUCGGCACCAUGCUGACCCUAGAGAACCCUGUUAAGGAUGAUCUGGACAUACAGCUGGAGUUCAGAACCAUAAAGGAUACUGCCGUCCUUCUCUAUGCCACCCUCUCAACAUUCAACAGCCUUGAGGGUCAUGAUAUCGGCACCUUACAGGUGUUGCUGUCCGAUGGUCAUCCAGAGUUGGUGUUUGUCCCCUUACGCAAGAAACAAAACAUCACACAGACCAUCACCUUUGACCACCAUGUCAACGAUAACCUCUGGCAUUCCUUGAAUCUCACUUUCAGAAACAGGGUCCCUUCUUUGACCAUUGAUGGGGUCACGUUGAAUGCUGUGCCUUAUGAUUAUCAGAAGGUCGAGUUAAAAAGCAACAUCAUAAUAGGUUAUGAUUUCUCAGUAAAAAUGGGAUUUAUGGGAUGUAUCCGGAAUGUCUACCUGCAAGACAAAGCGGUUGACCUAAUCACCAUUGUCCAAUCGGCAGCAGCCAACGGGCCCCAACUGGACGGCUGUCCCCUCGAAGAUUUCUGCCAGAAACGAAUGAUCUGCGAGCACAACAGCAAGUGUGUGUCCGACUGGAGGGACAUGCAUUGCGACUGCUCUGGAACUGGAUACGAAGGGGAGACUUGUCACUUUGCAAAACACCGUCAAAACUGCAACGACUACUACCUGGCCGGAAAGCGCAAGUCUGGCGUCUACCCUGCCGAUUUGGACGGCAAUGGACCGCUGCCCCCUACGUACAUCACCUGUGACAUGCAAUCGAAGAAGAUGGUCAGUGAACAUGAAGCUGUGUAUGGCGUGACCAUGGUCACGCACAACCUCAACAAUAACUACACUGUACAGUCUGAGAAGUUACCUGAUCUCAAAAUAACUAUUUCAUACAGAGAAAUGAGCAAGAAACAUCUGGCCCUGUUAGCUUCCCAGUCUGCCUUCUGCGAGCAGAAAAUUGAGUACCAGUGUUACGAUAUGCCUAUACGGUUGGGGUCCAGCAUCUGGUUUAAGACGGCCAAAGAAGUGAUUGUCAAAGCCAUGGGCACCGACACAGUUGGGGCCUGUUCCUGCUCCCUCGACUAUUCUUGUUCCAACAACUACAACAAAUGCAACUGUGAUCAACGCCAAGGAAUCUGGCAAAAGGACUCUGGGGUGAUCCAAGACAAAGAACAAGUUCCUAUCACUGACAUCUAUGCUGAAAGACAUGAAAACAUUCCUCAUGGAAUUGGUACGGUCAGUUUAGGGCCAUUGAAAUGCUGGGGAGACAGAGUCCAUCAACAGGUGAAAGCCAUCACGUUCAAGUCCCGUGAGUCGUACCUGCAGUCACCAGCCUGGACAUAUGAAGACCUCCACUUCUCAUUCCGCACUUUCAACGACCAGGCCCUCCUUGUCUACCAGACCGACGGCAACGGAAGCCACAUUGUCAUUAAGUUGGAAUCAGGUAACACCAUCAAGUUUGAGGCAUUGCUCGGUAAAAACCUCACUGAAAUCACCCUGCGGUCUGACACUCGAGUGGACGAUGGCCAGUGGCACAUUGUGAAACUCGAGCACGACAACUACAACAUUCGUAUGACAUUUGGAAUGAAGAGAGAACUGCGAAAAUUUACCUCUAAAUUGUUGAGCGUGUUUCCUUCAGAUGUCUACAUGUAUAUUGGUGGAGCACCAUCUGACCUCAAGCAUGUAGCAACGCUACCAGGUCUGGCCGGAUGCAUUAGGGAUCUCGUCUACAACAACCAGAUUGUUAAAUUGGAUCUGCCAGGAAUACAAAGAGUUGGUGAAAUCUACCCUGGUUGCAUUGCAGCAUGCGAACGGGGACCCUGCCAGAAUGGUGGACGAUGCGUAGAGUUGUGGGGUAGCUACGACUGCAUCUGUGAAAACAAGUGGUCCCAUUUGGGCUUUGACUGUGACCAAAAUAUUGACAAGGACACAGUGACCUUCACAGGGAAAGAGGACUCUUUCCUCUUCUUCGACAAGACACAGCGACCCAGUGUCAUGGACGAAACAAUCGUGGUCAGUUUCCGCACAAGAAAGAUGGAUGCUCUCUUGCUCUAUCUCUAUGACAACUUUAACAACUUUGUCCAGCUGGAGCUACAGGAAGAGAAGAAAAUCAUCUUAACUUUUAACUCAUUUUCCGAUGUCCGCACUGGCGUACUCGAAUAUCCAGAAAUCCUCAAUGAUGAAAACUGGCACCAAGUAAUUGUGGAGAAAGUGAAUAAAACCUACCGAAUCCAGAUUGGACAAUCCAGUGUGGUGGUUUUCCAUCUUCGACUCAAGAAAACAAUGGAACCCUUAGAGAAAAAAGUAUCUGUGGUGCCGCCAACACCAAACCCUUCAAAGAAGUUCGUUCACCUGUAUGUGGGUGGGGUGCCAUUUCCUGACACCCAAGUGCCCAACUUGGCCGGUUGUAUUCGGGGACUGAAGAUUGGCAGAGAUGUCUUCUACCUGAGGAAGGCCAGCCGCAAUAAAGCAAGUGUGAAGAAGGAGUGUAAGGCAGGGUGUGGCAUCAACCCCUGCCUCAAUGAUGGCCACUGCACAAACCUGUGGGGCAACAAGGAAAUCUUUUGUGACUGCAGCAUAAGUAGUUUCACUGGAAGGUACUGCACUCUUGAACCCUGUGGUGAAUUUCGUGGGGAUACCAUCCUACAGUACAAGUUCGACCCCAUCAGAUACGCGGCUGCCAAGACUGACAAGGAGAAACUGUUUGUUAGUUUUGCGACCAACGUCACCGGACCUGGCAAAUACGUCCUUGUCGAUGUGUAUAGUACCACCACCGAUGAACAGAUCAUACUCACCCUCGAGCCAGACAAAAGGGUCAGCGUGGAAACCGACCAAGGUGUGGGAUUCUGUAAGUUUUCUAUCUUUCCUCUAACGUUCUCUUGUUUUCAUUUUCUCUUCCCAAAGAUUAUUUGGUUGUUGGUCAUCACAUGUACUGAAACGGAGAGACCCUUCGUCCCGUUCCCUUGACCCCCCACCCCAUCC
This is a messenger RNA of Octopus sinensis (East Asian common octopus), 3988 nucleotides long. RefSeq names its product contactin-associated protein-like 4. Bases 44 to 3973 code for a protein of 1309 amino acids. NCBI's taxonomy places the organism in Eukaryota, Metazoa, Mollusca, Cephalopoda, Octopoda, Octopodidae. The transcript is spliced from 24 exons. The record is from RefSeq and is a predicted model, not a curated record.